AUGGUAGUGCAGGCCGACAGCCAGGAUCCCUGCAACUGCCAGCACCCUCCUCCACGCAGCUCCACCUGCUCCUGGAGGAAUGGCGCCCUCCUGCUGCUUCUCUUCCUCUCUUUGGAGCAGACAUCUGCAUCGCUAUACCGCAGAGUCAAAGAGAAACCAGGGAAGUGCCCCCAAGAAAGGCUCACCUGUGAUGCUAAAGUCCCAGACUUGUGCCAAACAGAUUACAACUGCCAGAAGCACAUGAAGUGCUGCUCCUUCGCCUGUGGGAAGAAGUGCAUGGAUCCAUAUGCAGAACCCUGCAUGCUACCCGUAAACCGUGGAAAGUGUAAGAAUAAAACCACGCACUGGUAUUUUCAUAGUAAACAUCGUAUAUGCAAAACUUUUAUCUAUCAAGGCUGCCUUGGGAAUGCCAACAACUUCUCCAAGAAGGAGGACUGCAUGAAGGCUUGCUCAUCCACGGUCAAGGCUGGACAGUGCCCACUCUUCCCUUUCAAGGACCGUAUGAGGUGUUCAACUUCAUGUAGGGGUGACUUCGAUUGCCCCUCAAAAGAAAAAUGCUGUGAAUCCACGUGUGGCUUUGAUUGUGCCAUGGCCUGGACAGUCAAAGCAGGUUUCUGCCCAAACAAGCCACCGACAUGUUCCAGGAUUGAAAAACCCAUGUGCCUGCAGGAUGCUGACUGCCCAUCCACAGCGAAGUGCUGUUCGCGCUGUGGACUGAAGUGCCUGGAUUCCCUGAAAUGA
Molecule: messenger RNA, 741 nt
Organism: Phacochoerus africanus (Common warthog)
Lineage: Eukaryota; Metazoa; Chordata; Mammalia; Artiodactyla; Suidae
Gene: WFDC8
Product: WAP four-disulfide core domain 8
Exons: 6
Coding region: 1-741 (246 amino acids)
Cellular component (GO): extracellular region
Molecular function (GO): serine-type endopeptidase inhibitor activity
Source: RefSeq, a predicted model, not a curated record